GUUUCCGUUAGCUCCGGUUAGCUCCGCUCAGCUAAAUGACGUCAUGGUUAGCGCUCCGUUAAAUCGCAGCCAGCCCGGUGUCCUCCGGUAAAAUCAGCCCAAAGGUCUCCCGGGGUCAGACGGACCGACCUGUUCGGGACUACUCCGUGAAGAACCGAGCCGUUCCGGGCGGAUUAACGGGGCUUUUCGGGCCCUGGAGCGGUUCUAACGGGAGCUGCGUAGAUACGGGAGAGUCUGCUGGAUCCACCCGGAGUUUACGGUCACUUUUCCCGGUACUGCAGCUCUCAGCGGCUGUUGGUGUGGAUGUUACCGGAUACCGGAGCAGCAUGGAGUCUCCGCGGAGCCCCUCCCGGUGCUCUUACACCGUGAGGUAACGGGACCGGGACCGGGACGGGGGACGGGGCUGCCUCUCAAACAUCAGGCAGAGACCUGUUGCUGGUGUCCGGAGAGGGAGGGAGGAUGAGCGGGGUUACCGCGCUGCUGUUCCCGCUCCUGCUGCUCAGCUCCGGGGAUCUGCCGUUCACGGUGGCCCGGUCCUUGAACGGAGGUAUCCGGGCAGACCGGACCGACGGACUCACCGGGACAGGUUUGGACAGAAGGUGGCGCCCUCUGCUGGGGAAAACUCGACCCUUCAUUCUGGUGGGCGGACAGAGGAGGAGCCUUGCUGAAGCUCUACAGGACGGUCACCCCGACAGGCUGCAGUGUGGGCUGGAGGUGGGGGGGCGACUCUUUCUGCUGGACCUGGAGAAGAACCGAGACCUGCUGCCCAAACCACCAAACGUCUUCUACUACCUGCCCAACGGCACUGGAGUGUCUGUGAGAGCCCACCCUGUGACUCACUGUUACUACCAUGGAAAUGUUCGAGGAUUCCCCCAGUCCAGGGUCGCUCUAAGCACGUGCUCCGGCCUACGCGGCGUCAUCGCCAUCAACUCCACGCUGACUUUUGAGCUGAAGCCUCAGGACGAUGACGACCACCUGGAACACCACAGGGAGAGGGGAGGAGACGGGAGUGGAGGGAGCGGAGGAGGAGGAGGAGGAGACGAAGAUGGAGUCCACCUGCUGUUCUCCACCAGUCCUCUGGAGGGCGACAGUGCAGGAGGCUGUGGAGUGUCUCACACUGCUGUUCCUCCCAUCCACAGCUCCACGCACACUCACCGGUCUAAGAGAGACAUCCUGUCAGAGACCAAAUACAUCGAGCUGGUGCUGGUGGCCGAUCACCAGGAGUUCCUGAACUACCAGAAGAACAAUAAGACCAUCAUCUACCGAAUGCUGGAUGUUGCCAAUCAGGUGGACUGGUUCUACCGUCCUCUGAACGUCCGUGUGGCGCUCACCGGUCUGGAGAUCUGGAGCGACCGCGACAAGAUCCAGGUGGAGAAGAAUCCCACUGACACUCUCACCAACUUCCUGGAGUGGAGAGCACGGGAACUGCUGCCACGCCUCCGCCAUGACAACGCCCAGCUCGUCAUGGGCGGCUCUUUUGACGGCACCACGGUGGGGAUGGCGUCUCAGUCGUCCAUGUGCUCAAGAGACCGCUCAGGGGGGGUUAACGUGGAUCACCUGGUCAGCGUGCUGGGCGUGGCCUCCACCGUCGCUCAUGAGCUCGGUCACAACCUGGGGAUGAGUCACGACACCGCUGAUCGCCAGUGUUCCUGUGAGAACGAGCCGCGGCUGGGAGGAUGUAUCAUGGAACCUUCAACAGGGUUCAUGCCGGGGCAGCAGUUCAGCAGCUGCAGCGCUGACGAUCUGUCCAUCAGCCUGCUGCACGGCGGCGGGAUGUGUCUGUUCAACGUGCCGCAGCCAGACCGCCUGCUGGGAGGGCCUCGCUGUGGAAACCUGUACGUGGAGAAAGGAGAGGAGUGUGACUGCGGCCUGCUCGAGGAAUGUGAGGAUCCCUGCUGUAACGCCUCCACCUGUCAGCUGGUUCCUGGAGCUCAGUGCUCGUCUGAUGGCAUCUGCUGCCAGGACUGCAAGCUGCGUGCGGCGGGUUCAGUGUGUCGCGAGCCGCUCGGAGAGUGCGACCUCCCCGAGUUCUGCACAGGCUCCUCCCCCUACUGCCCCCCCAACGUCUUCCUGCAGAACGGAGAGCCGUGUGAGGGCGGCACCUCCUACUGCUACGGAGGAGUCUGUGCCAGCAUGAACACCCAGUGCCAGCUGCUGUGGGGACCCAAUGCGACCAGCGCUCCGCCAGUCUGCUUCUCAUCCGUCAACAAAAAGGGAAACAAAUUUGGGAACUGUGGUCAGUUUGCCAACGGCUCCUACAUCCCCUGUGGAAACUCAGAUGUUCAUUGCGGUAGGAUCCAGUGUCAGGGAGGGAGGCAGCGCCCUCUGCUGGGCACCAACGCAGAAAUUCUCACCACAAAAGUGAAAUUCAACCACAGCGACCUGGUCUGUAGAGGAACCUUCUUCCACCUUGGAGACGAUGUGUCCGACCCCGCCACUGUGGCCCAGGGCACAGCCUGCAGUCCUGGCAAGGCAUGUUUGAACCAGAAGUGUCAGGACGUGUCUGUGUUCGGAGUGGAGGAAUGUCGUGGGAAGUGUAACGGUAACGGGGUGUGUAACAGUAAUAAGAACUGUCACUGUGAGGUGGGCUGGGCUCCUCCUGACUGCAGGUUCUCAGGUCACGGCGGAAGCGUGGACAGCGGACCGGCCAGAGCUGCUGGAGAGUCUGACCCGGUACGAGUGGCUCUGCUCAUCAUCUUCCUCUUCAUCGUGCCCGUCGUCCUCCUCUUCCUCGCUCUGCGCUUCCCUCGAUUCAGACGGAGCCUCCUCUGCGUCAACAGCCCAUUUCAUAAAGCUCGACAACACAGCCGGAUCCCGGUGACAGAUCGAGUGGACGUCAGGAACGGCGAGCAUGUCCGACCGCUGAGAUACCACCUGAAGCCAGAGACUGACAUCCCGCUGACCUCGCCGCUCUCAGAGGAACAGGAACGACCUGCUCCUCCCUCUAAGCCACUUCCCCCUGACCCCGCCCUAAAACCCCUGCCGCAGCGUCCUGCCCCCCCCACCAAGCCUCUGCCCCCCGACCCCCCCAACCAGCUGCUGGUGAGUCGACCAGCCCCACCCAACAAGCCGCUCCCCCCCGACCCUGCUACACCUGGACAGGUCGCUGUUCCACCCAAGCCUGUGGUGCCCAUUAAGCCCCGCCUCCAUAGCCAAAUGUCCCAGCCUCCUAUCCCACCACACCCUGGCUACGCCUGCAGCUCCAAACCCCCACAACCCAGAGGAGCAGCCCCUUCAGCCGGGAUGCACAGACGACCUCCUCUUCCUCCGAUUCGACCCGGAGUUUCUAAGAAAGUGGACACGUCUCCGCUCUAACUGGACGCCCUCAGAGACUCAGAGUCGUCACCUUUAACGGCGCCGUGAUGAUAAAGAUGAAGACGGCCGUGCGACCACUCUCAGGCGUCUGAUUUCUCUCCUCGCCGUCUCUGACCUCAGACCGAACAUUUUCCCUUCUUCAGUGCCUUGCUCAGCUGCAGCGCCGUGGCCGCUCUGGAAUCGAACCCUCGACCUUUGACUGACGGCUGCUGGUGAUGAUGUCACAUUAAAGCAUCCAGAUGUGAUGAUACAGCGCCACCUAGAGGCAGCGGGGGGAAUCAGUGCCUUUCUCAAGACUCUGAGACGGGAAUCAAACGUGUGAUUAAAAUCAUGAAUAGAACGGUUCCCAAACUGUGGUCCAGGACCAUGGAUAGGGUCCUCCUGAAAUAAAACUAUUUUUUUAAGUUUAAAACACUUUUUUAAAGCUGAACAGCUGAAUGUAGAAGAAAACCGGAUUUUAUCAUCAUGAGCAUGACAAACUUUCCUCUGAUGGACUCAAACAGGAUAAAAUCAUGGAAUAUUCCUUUAAAGGACAAACUGAACAGGAGACUUUAGGAUAAAGGAGAAAGGUUUGAAUUACCAUAGCAGGUCAACAAGGAGGGAUUUAAGACCCUGUUUACACCUCACAUUAAACACCAGAUGUAUUCUUUCAGAUACCAGGUGACGUCCCUCCAUCCUCGACAUCACCAUGGUCUUCAGUGACACCCUGAUAUCAGAACUCAGUUAUUCUAACAGCCCAUGAAAUGAUCAAAUGUAUGGGUGCAUGUCCUCACAGGGCUUCCAGAGCUUGGAGAUUAAAGUUUAUAACUUUGAUAUCUAAAUCCUAAUCAGUGUAAGGUUUUAUUUUGUAAGAAUUUCCUGUUAAAUGUAUUUUCUAUGGCUCCACUGAAACAUUUUCUACUUUCUUCUUGAAUUCUCAGACGUCAAUCCCUCGUCCUCAUGUGGAUUAAAUGAAGGAUUUUAAAGCAGAGGAAAGGCAAAGUUUAAUGAUCAGCACCAAAUCAUCAGGUUACAGAAAAGAAUGUUGGCUUUCCUGUAGGAAAACAUUUAUCAAAACAACAAUGGACUUCGCUGAUGUUUGCAGGAAGGUUGUAAUUGGUAGAAAUCCAUUUCCAUACCUGUUAGAUACCUGGACAAUCAAAUCACAGGUCCUAGACGUACAACAUCAGGGCAGUUUAUUGUCUCUAAACGUUUGAAGGAAAACUCCUGCAGCGUCUAAACUGACCUAAAAUGUUGGCAAAACAUCCAGACCAACUCUCUGUGUGAAUGUAAAAUGUCUGUUUUUAGUUUAGCCACGCCCAAAUUCUAUUGUUACCGCCUACAGGAAGUGAAGUCACUUCCCUUUAUGCUGUUGACGCACAGAAAAUUUGGCCAAUGAUGUCACCAUAUGUUCCUUAAAAUGUCAAACGUGAGAUCAAUUUACUCUUUCCAUUGGUCGGCUGGAUUGUUGGAUGGUUGAAUUGUUGGAUGGUUGGUUAGAUGGUUAAUUGGUUGGUUGGUUGGUUGGUUGGUUGGUUGGGUGAAGUUCUGGUUGGUUUGUAGAUUGAUUGGAUGGAUGGAUGAUUAGUUGGAUGAUUGAAUGGCUGGUGGGUACAGAUUUAUUGGUUGGUGGUUUAAUUGAGUUAUUGGUUGGUUAAUGGAUUGAUUGGUUAGUUCAGUUGGAUGAUUGGUUGGUUGGUUGGAUAGAUGGAUGGUUUGUUUUAUUAUGGAUUGAUUGGUCUGUUGGCUGGUGAUUAAUUAAUUGGCUGACUGAUUGAUGACCAGGCUGGAAUUCAUGCUGUUGUUGCAAAUUCAGAUGUUUGUUACAAAAUAAGAGUUCGUCAAUAAAGUGACU
Molecule: messenger RNA, 5149 nt
Organism: Cheilinus undulatus (humphead wrasse)
Lineage: Eukaryota; Metazoa; Chordata; Actinopteri; Labriformes; Labridae
Gene: adam15
Product: ADAM metallopeptidase domain 15
Exons: 25
Coding region: 460-3315 (951 amino acids)
Biological process (GO): integrin-mediated signaling pathway; innate immune response; proteolysis
Molecular function (GO): metalloendopeptidase activity; integrin binding
Source: RefSeq, a predicted model, not a curated record